UUCAUAUGAGUUUCAAAAUGUUGCUUGAAAUCAAUUUUAAAAGUCUUGAACCAAAUAAUGUGUUAAAAAUAACUCCAACAUUAAGAUUUCAGACCUACACCAAACACAGCCAAAAAAUUUCCUGUUGUAGUUAGAGGCCCUAAAAUUUUAAAUUAUAGAUUACCAAAACAUAUCUCUAGGGUUUCCAUUCGAGUAUGAAUCAAACACAAAUACACAAACACACCACUGACGGCGAAGUGUCUGGGCCGUCGUCCGUCAGGUCUCCGGCGUAGGUAGCGUCGCUGGCGGACGGGAACGUGAAGCACCGCGAUCUGAGCCGGACCACCGCGAUCAAACUACCGCGAUCUGAGCCGGACCACCGCGAUACGGGAGAAGAUGGAGUUGGAAAUUGAACAAGCAGCAAGAACUAGAGCCCUAUCUCACAAAUGGAGAUAUUUGUGGACAUUCACUAGUAGUUUGAUAUUCAAAUUUUGCGAUUGGCAGAUAGUGGAUCAUGAAGAUAAGUUAUUUGGUCUUAAAUGCAGGCAAUUUGUUGAUUGGGUUAAUCAUAUCUUGAAGUUUCAUCGUGAUGUGACAAGGGAAGUUUUGGAAUACAUUUUGUUCGUUUGCCCAUUGCUUGAAGAGUUAUCUAUAUUGCAUUCACGAUCUUUGGUAAAUUUUGCAGUUUCUGGGCCUUUAUUCAAGCUAAAGUACUUAAAGAUCGAAGGUUGCUUCUGUUUGAAAAGUGUUGAUAUUUAUGAUGCAAAUCUAGUGUCGUUUAAAUACAGCGGACUAAAGACCUACAUUGCGUUUAAAAACACACUGCAUCUUGUUAAGGCAUCUUUUGAUGGGCCUUAUGCUUGCAAUUUUGUUAAGAACUUUAUACAGGUUUCAAGCUAUCUCCUUCAACUAGAGACACUUGUAUUGAACUUGAGUUGGGGACUUAAGAAGUUGAGAUGCUUCCCUAGAUUUCCCAAGUUAAGGAAUCUCAGGCAGUUGGAAUUGAUGCUCAAUCCUGGUGUCUCUAGGCUCCUUUGUGCAUACUUGCUAAGGGCGUCUCCUUUAUUGAGGAUACUUAAAAUUGAGUUUUGGGACUUCAAGGACUCCACAAAAGAAACGAAGAUACGAAGGCCAAAACAUCUACAUAAAAGCCUGAAGGUGCUUGAAUUGAAUGGAUUUAUUGGAUGCAAAGCUGAUCUGCAGAUUGCCUCAUACAUACUCGGCAGUACUGUGUCACUUCGGGAGAUAAUCAUUGAUCCCAGCCAUCCAAAUAAAUGGGCACCUGAAGAUCCUGACAAGCAACAGCUGGCUAGAACUCAUGCCAGGCAGCACUUGGAAACAAGAUUACCUUUUGGGACACAAUUGGUGUUGAGAUAACGAUUUAUGAACUUCUUCGCUCGUAUCUACUUGUACACUGGGUCUUCAAGGAUAUAAGUUUUUAUUUUAUUUUUUGGGGCACAAUCUCCUAGUGGUGAGAAAACUAAUAUUAGUUAUUAGAGUAAUGCUAGAGACCCCAAAUAUUCUAUUAAGAGUUUUACCAAAUGUCUCACAUGGGUGUGGGACCCACAUAAUGUGGAUCCUAUGUGGGUCCCACAUUGAGACAUUUGGUAAAAUUUUUGGUAGAAUUUUUAGAGCCUCUAGCAUUUUUGUAGUUAUUAUGAAUAUUAUUGAAAUCGGUGUUCAAUCUGAACUUUGAAUUUGAGAUGAAGGUUAUGUACAAUAAGGUGUGGUGUUAUUAUUAUUAGUUGGCUGGGGGAUUAUUUGAUUUUUAUUUUUAUUUUCCCCCUUGUGGCAAGAAAUUUGGCGGUAAAUUUAGCAAAAAUAUUGCUAGUAGUACAAGCAAUUGAUCACUGCUCGUCUAGGAAAUACCUUAUCGUGCUCCAUUUUUAAUGAAGCUUGGGGCAUCAUCCAGUGUUUCUAACAUU
Messenger RNA from Camellia sinensis, 1904 nucleotides. The record is from RefSeq and is a predicted model, not a curated record. Lineage: Eukaryota; Viridiplantae; Streptophyta; Magnoliopsida; Ericales; Theaceae.